Molecule: messenger RNA, 4198 nt
Organism: Acanthopagrus latus (yellowfin seabream)
Lineage: Eukaryota; Metazoa; Chordata; Actinopteri; Spariformes; Sparidae
Gene: arb2a
Product: family with sequence similarity 172 member A
Exons: 11
Coding region: 360-1745 (461 amino acids)
Biological process (GO): regulatory ncRNA-mediated heterochromatin formation
Cellular component (GO): nucleus
Molecular function (GO): siRNA binding
Source: RefSeq, a predicted model, not a curated record
GUAGUUGUACAUGGAGUGGUAGAAAAGUAGGGUGAAAAUAUAAAGCACACGUACUUCAUAAUUGUAUCCAAGGACAAUUGUACUGAGUUAAAAGCGAUCACCAAACUGUCCAGAAAGAGACAUUACCGAGUUGCAGAUAUCACACGCACACACGUGGACGCGCGCGUGCACACACACACACACACACACACACACACACACACACACACACACACACACACACACACACACACACACACACACACACACACACACACAGAAACAUCUGUAUAACCUCGAGCGGCUGCUGCUGUGCUACUGUGCCUUUAAAUAUCCCUUCCAGUCCGUUGCCCCGGUAACCCGGAAGCUUCACGCGCUCCAUGCUCAGCACUGCUCAGAGUCCUUCCUGUUUCAGAAAUUUCAAGGAAGCAGCCGCAACUGGACAGUCGCAGUGUACUGAUGGAUACAUCUCAGUGAUCCUUGGAAGGGGAGGACCCAUGCGCUCUCAUCUUUGUGCUGCCACACCAGUUUUGUACAUACUGUGGUUCACUAUGGCCCAGGUAGCAGGCCAGGAGGACAGAGAGAAAACUACAGCACUUAAAGAUUUGCUGUCACGAAUAGACCUUGAUGAACUGAUGAAGAAAGACGAACCUCCUUUCACUUUCCCCAAAACACUAGAGGAGUUUGAAUAUGCCUUCAAUGAAUAUGGCCAGCUCAGACAUAUAAAAACUGGAGAGCCCUUUGUUUUCAAUGCCAGAGAGGAUCUCCACCGCUGGAACCAAAAACGCUAUGAAGCUCUUGGAGAGAUCAUCACUCAGUAUGUUUAUGAGCUGUUGGAGAAAAAGUGCAACAUGACUAAAGCAAUCCUGCCAGUGGAUGCUACAGAAGAUGAACCCACCACUUUUAUCUACCUGAGCCCAGAUGCCUUGUCAAACCCAUCCAAGCUGCUGGUGCUGAUCCAGGGCAGCGGCGUGGUGCGGGCCGGUCAGUGGGCCCGUAGACUCAUCAUCAACCAGGACCUGGAUUCAGGGACACAAAUCCCCUUCAUCACCAGAGCCAUGGAGGAGGGCUAUGGUGUGUUGGUCCUUAACCCCAAUGAGAACUACCUGGAGGUGGAGAAGCCAGCCAAGUCCUCUCCCCUGCCCUCUCCUCCUGAGCCCUCGGAUGAACCUGCUGAAAAGAGGGAACGCAAAGAUGACAAAGAGGGCAAAAAGAAGAGGGAAUUCUAUGAGAAGUACCGUAACCCACAGAAGGAGACGGAGACCGAACGGACCCCUAUACGUGAGAAUGGUUCCUCCGAGGAACACGUGUUGUACGUGUGGGACCACUUUGUGUCCAGAGCAGCAGCCAAGAAUGUCUUCAUCGUGGCCCACAGCUAUGGGGGGCUGUCUUUCGUUGAGCUGAUGAAUCAGCGGGAAAUGCAGGUGAAGAACAGAGUGUGUGCUGUGGCUCUGACUGACUCGGCUCACAACAUCUGGCUACAGGAGACCAGCAAAGGCACGCAAGACUGGAUGCAGCAGCACUGUUGUAACUGGGUAUCGAGUCCAGAGCCCCUGGACACACCACUGGAUCCCAUGCUUCCAGACUGCCCCCGAGUCUCUGCAGGCACAGAAAGGCACGAGCUGACCUCCUGGCUGAGUUUCAACUCCAUCUUCAGGUUCUUCAGUGAGGUCCUGGAGGUGAAAGAGGACGAGGAGAUGGAGGAGACCUCCAACAUUGUCACCACACGCAGCAGCUCCCUCAAAAGCAAACACCAGGAUUUGUAGAAGACCGACCAAACUGACUUGGAACAAGAGGAGGGGGAGUGGGGUGGCGAGGGAUCAGAGGGGGCAUUUGCCGAAAGGGAGGCUAAGGUUCCAGAUCCUCUCAGCUAUUUUUUUUUCUUUUCCCUCUCUUAACCUUCCUCCAUCUUUCUUUCCACACUCCUCUCCCUGUGUGUCAUUUCUCGCUUCCAGCACUCCCUGGCUCUGCACACAUAUCCUUGUUGUUGAGAGAGACAAGAGUACAGGGUCACCGUGUAUACAUCACAAUAACGUUUUGCAUUACUUCUAGAUGAGCGCAACUGUCAAAGCAAUAUGGGCCUGAGUGUUAGCGCUUCCCGUGGGCUGUGGCCUGGCUGCGGGUACGGGCCACGGCAGCAGAGAUUAAGGCUGACAGGCGCUGUGCACAAUGCGCUGUGGUGCACCUCUAAUUGUCCUGACAUCAGCCUGAACUGAGCUAAUGCCCCGCCUGCCCUCCAGUCUACACUGCUCGCUCUCCCCCCUCCUCUCCCUCCUCUGCUCCCCCGGUCCUAAAGCCUGAGCUGCUUACCCCGAAAUCAGCUCAUGCUGUAUGGUAUCUUCUGCCAAGGCUCGAUAUUAUUUCAACCUAAUCAGUUUCCAUCUUCUUCCCUUUUUUUUUUUUCCGUCUAAGCCUUUACUCACCGCAAAUGUUUUUUAUCGAGAGUGAACACACACUCUCAACUGGUGACCAUUUGUUUUGUUUUGUUUUAACAAAGGGUGUUGUUUUCAUGACUUCUUGAUUCUGCACAUGCAGUCGGAAUUUUUUUCUCAUUCAGCUUUGUGUAAAAUGUGGUUCUAACCCGUGCCAUAUAUUUCUGGGGAUUGCAGUGCUUAUAAUAAUUGAUAUGUUUGGGUUUUUUUUUUUUUUUAUUUCUCAACUUUGAGCUAAAUUUGAAUGCAAUGCCUCUCACACACAUUCACACUAUUUGAUUUUUAAUAUAAGCCAAUACUUCUCUGAGCUGUAAGUGUUUAGUUUAGAAUACCUAUAAAGCUGUGGAGAGUUCAUCUCUCUGUUUAUUAUAAACAUACUGUAUAUCUUUUCUUCUUUUUCUUUUUUUUUCUUUUUUUUUUUUUUUUUUCUCAAUUUGAUAUCCUUGAAAUUGAUGCCUCUGGAUGAUUGAAGGUGAUGAAACAAAUAAAACAAACACAACCUGUGCUGAAUAUGGAAAAUUCGGGACACUGAGCAAAUUUAAAAUUACUUAAAGUCAGGCAUCAGAAUGGGUUUGAGGGAUAUCUCAUUUUAACAGGAGCCAGAAGUCAGCUCACAACACUCAUAAAGCCCCAAUAUAUCGCCUUACACAUGUCAGGAAAUCCAAGAUUUCAAUAUUAUUCUAAGCCUGAAUGAUAUUUCCUAAGAUGUUGGAGAAAUGUAACACAUCCAUUCUUCCCCCUCCUCCAGAGUACUACUCUUCUUGUGUACUUAGAAGUGACAAAGUCCGCUCCCUGCUCAGCUGCACAUAAUCUGACUACGUGACACAAACAUGAUAAAAAUUUUCCACAAGGCUGGUGUGUUUUAUAAACCACUCAAGGCUUAAUGGAAGACGCUUCUAAUGUGUCGUGACAUUAGUAAAAAACUCAAACCGGAUACUAAAUCUUAUGAUACCUUAGACACAUUCUCAAAUAUAUACUUUCCUUUCUCUUUUUUUUCUCACUUUAAAUAGAUCCCAUUGUUUAACUUCUACACUGUGAAAUCCUGCCUCUCCUGCCUACUGUGUGUAUGGUUUAAGGCUUUUGUGGAUUAUCUUCUCGGCUGUAAUGAGACAACUGUGGCUGAUGGUUGCAGGCCUAAUUUCCUUUUAAUUUGAUUCAGAUCUCUUCAGGUUUCAGCAAAGAAGUUGGCUUAUUAUUUGAUUUGAUGAGUUUCGUUUCCAGAUACCAUUGCUCAUCUUUCCGCUUUUCAGCCACAAUCAGUUCAUUUUUCUCUCCAUAAUUUGUAUAUUGUUGCCUUAGGAAUAAACAAGACUCUGUUCACUGUUUUUUAAUAAUAUCCAGCAAGCCAUAUGUGAAUGGAACUAAAGAUGUAAGAGCAGCCUAAAUCCAAAGCACAGUCUGCAUAUAAAAGGGGACUAAUUUUGCCAAUUGCUCUUGUUGACAUUAUUUUUUAUUUUAUUUUAUUUUUUCGCAGACGGUUUAUAUGUUGUAUUGGUUUAAGGAACACGCCUAUUUUGUUUUAUGGCAGUGUAAGCGUUUGGAUUUUAUGAAACCACGAGUGUCCUGCCAGGUCACAUAUUUUUUUUUUCUUAUAUUCAAAUGUUUGCCUCAUUCUCUUUUGAUCCAGUUUGGUUUUAAACGACUGUCUUUGAAAAAGUGAUUUUACAGUCUCUGCAACACAUUAAUUCCUGUACUUUUACAUGAUUGAAUUUUGUGGGGGGUGAUUAACCUAUUAAACCUGUCUGAUGAAAAAAAAAAAAAAAAAAACACAAAACAAAAAAAAAAAA